Messenger RNA from Aspergillus melleus, 1209 nucleotides. RefSeq names its product TauD/TfdA family dioxygenase. The record is from RefSeq and is a predicted model, not a curated record. The coding region runs from base 1 to 1209 and encodes 402 amino acids. The transcript is spliced from 4 exons. NCBI's taxonomy places the organism in Eukaryota, Fungi, Ascomycota, Eurotiomycetes, Eurotiales, Aspergillaceae. Gene Ontology annotation, molecular function: oxidoreductase activity.
AUGUCCGAGGUUCUCACUAUUACCCAACCCACUCAACCCGAUAUUCAAUAUCAUCCCGACUACGAGAAAUACCUCGCACGCGGUGAACGGCGCAAAGCAACCGAAACCCUGCCCAAGACUCUUCCAGCCGGGUUCCCUGCGCAGCUGUCUUCGCCCUUGGUCUGGGAGGGAAAGGACGUUGAAAAACGAGAUGAUUGGAUUUUUAAGCUGAAUGAUGCGCAGAGGGAGGAGAUUCAUGCUGCCUUGGAGCAUUUCAAAUCCCUCAAGCUCAGUCUAGGAUACGUCAACCAAGACACCUUCCCUCUACCCAACCUCCGCCCCGAGCUACGCAGCCUCUCCCAAGAACUCCACGCCGGACGCGGAUUCUUCGUGCUUCGGGGUCUGGACCUCGAUCGGUACUCGCGCGAAGACAACAUCAUCAUCUACAGCGGCGUCUCAUCGCAUGUGGGAAACAUCCGGGGUCGUCAGGAAGAUCAGCGCUUCAGCAACGGCACCUCGGUCGUGAUCUCCCAUAUUAAAGACAUCUCGCGUGUCGCGCAGGCCGGGACCAUAGGAGCUCCGUCGAACACCAACGACAAGCAGGUCUUCCAUACUGACUCGGGCGACAUUAUCUCAUUAUUGUGCCUGAGUCCCGCCGCGGAGGGCGGAGAAAGUCAGAUUUCCAGUAGCUGGUUUGUCUACAACAUUCUGGCCAAGGAAAGACCCGAUCUGAUCCAUACCUUGUCGCAAGAUUGGCCGAUAGAUGGCUUCGGCAACCCGAACCGCCCGUAUACUACCCGACCUUUGCUCUAUCAUCAGCCGGCGACCGGAUCGACAGAGGAGCGCGUGCUGAUCCAGUACGCCCGUCGCUAUUUCACCGGAUUCCUGGCCCAGCCGCGGUCGACCAAUAUUCCGCCGAUCAGCGAGGGGCAGGCCGAGGCCCUGGACGCGCUGCACUUCCUGGCGGAGCGACAUAGCGCGGCGUUGGACUUUCAAAAGGGGGACGUGCAGUACAUCAACAAUUUGAGCAUCUUCCAUGCUCGGAAGGGCUUCCGCGACGGGCCCGGCAAGGAACGCCAUCUUUUGCGACUUUGGUUGAGGGACCCCGAGAAUGCCUGGGAGACGCCGGAGCCGCUGCGCAACCGGUGGGAUAACGUGUAUAAGGAUGUGAAGGAGGAAGAGCAGGUGUUUCCCCUGGAGCCGAAGUUGCGCAAGACGGUGGGAUCUUAG